This is a messenger RNA of Verticillium dahliae VdLs.17, 921 nucleotides long. RefSeq lists its product as uncharacterized. The coding region runs from base 1 to 921 and encodes 306 amino acids. The transcript has 5 exons. Lineage: Eukaryota; Fungi; Ascomycota; Sordariomycetes; Glomerellales; Plectosphaerellaceae. The record is from RefSeq and is a predicted model, not a curated record.
AUGGCCAUCAGCGAAGCCGAGCCAGCGGCCGUCCAGGCAAUGACCAAGUCCUCUCUGGCACCUCUUCGUGCUAUCCAGCACAGAGAUUCCUAUGGCAACGCAAUCGCCGAUCCCGACCGUUCGAACCCUACGCGCAGCCGCUGGGAGCGGCCUCUGGAUACUAUCCGUAGCUUUGAGGCGGCCAUUGACGGAGGCUACUCGCGCAAGUCCAUGAUACGAUCAGACACUGAAUCAACCCCGCAAUAUGGUCGGCGGAGCAGUUAUUAUGCUGGCAACAACGGCGCUCGAUACCCCCAGGACAGCUACUAUGGUGGACGUCCCAACUCUGUGCGGCCUGAGAGUACGCAUAUGGACUACAACAGCCCCAAUCGCUCCGGCUAUUUCGAUGGCUCGUAUGGCCAGGGUGGAUACGGGCCUGGGCCCAGCCGUCAGAGGGCACCGAGAAUGAAUUCUGAACCCAUGAACGGCUAUGGCCGUGGCGGGCAACAAGUCUACCCAAUCCCCCACAAGGACCGCUCAUACGAAACCGUCACAACAGCAGCAGGCAGCGGUCACUCCGAACAGGCCGGCUACCAGACGGACCCGACAAGUAGUGACAACAGCUCCAUUGAUCGAGUGUCACCUGCGAAGCGUGCGGAGCCGACCAACGACUAUGGCAUCGGCUUCAACCAACAAGGCUCAUAUCAGCCUGCCGCCUUUAACAAUUAUGCUUCGGGCGCGAACGGUGCUGGCCCCAGCGGCGCCAACUACCGCCCCGCCCCCAUGACAAACUCGAACUCGGAUGCGCCGCCCGCGGUGCCCCAAAAGAUGGGAGGCGGCAUGUUGCGCAAGCAGACCACGCAGCAAAGCACACAAUCACGACCAGACGUUGGCGAAAAGAGAAAGAGUUGGUUCUCGCGCCGCUUCAGUAAGGCCAAUUAA